Periconia digitata is the source of this 2297-nucleotide messenger RNA. Lineage: Eukaryota; Fungi; Ascomycota; Dothideomycetes; Pleosporales; Periconiaceae. The record is from the annotation of a GenBank genome assembly.
GCUAUUGAUGCCCUGCCCCUACUGCCCGUGAUGUGCUCUGCUGCGGAGAUUACCCUGCGGACUCGGCGCCGCCUUUUAAUAGCGAGCCUGUCCGCCGCGCUCCUACGGACUCUUACAUGCUCCAUUUCCCUUUCUGACCAUUUCUCUUCGUCCUUUGCCUUAGCUCGUUGCUCUACGGAUUGCCUGGUUUGCUCUCUAAAAGCUCAGCUCGUCCACCCUCCCUUUGAAACCCAUUUUCCGACCUUCAGCACGUUUCCCGUACUGGUACAUUCAUUCUUUCACACCCAGGGCUCCUUCGAUCCCGUUCAUUCAUUCACUCACACACCUUCUGUUUGACCUUUUCACCCACCACCCUUGACCUGUUACUUCUGCGAAGCUUCCCCUGCUUUCCUGUAAAUACACAUAACCACACACAACCAACCACCUCGUCGAUCAAAACUACACGCACAAAACCACCCACCAUGCGCUCCACACUUUACCUUUCCGCGAGCGCCUUCCUGGCUCUCGCCAGCGCUCAAACCUUCACUGCCUGCAACCCCAUGGAGAAGGACUGCCCCAACGACCCGGCCAUUGCCGCCACCUUCGAGACCAACUUCAAGGCCGGCAAGGACGCCGUCAAGGGCUGGAAGCAGACUGCUGGAGAGCUCAAGUACGGCCCCGAUGGUGCCGAGUUCACUCUUGCCAAGAAGGGCGAUGCCCCCACCAUCCAGUCUGAGGGCUACCUCCACUUCGGUUACGUCGAGGUCAAGAUGAAGGCCGCCGCUGGCGCCGGAAUCGUUUCCUCCAUUGUCCUUCAGUCUGAGGAUCUUGACGAGGUCGACUGGGAGUACAUUGGCUCCGUCCCCAGCAAGGUCCAGAUGAACUACUUCGGAAAGGGCAACACCACCACCUACGACCGCAUGAUCGAGGCUCCCAUCUCCAGCCACUUGGAGAUGCACACGUACGCCCUUAACUGGACCGCCGAGGCCAUCACCUGGAUCAUCGACGACAAGCCCGUCCGCACCCUGCAGUACGCCGAGGCCAACGGCGGAAAGAACUUCCCCCAGACCCCCUCCAACGUCCGCAUCGGAAUCUGGGCUGGUGGUGACUCUGACAGCCCCGGUACCGUUGAGUGGGCCGGCGGCAAGCCCGACUACUCCAAGGCUCCCUUCACCCAGACCGUUGAGAGCAUCAAGAUCAUCAACUACUCUCCCGGAAAGGAGUACGAGUGGACCGACAAGACCGGCUCCUACCAGAGCAUCAAGGUCAUCGAGCCCGGAAAGAAGGAGGGUGCUGAUGUCAACGACAAGGUCAUUGCCCCAGCCACUGGCAGCGACUCCUCCCCUCCUCUUGAGUCUUCCGUGAACAAGCCCUCCGGUGCCUCUGGCAGCGGUUCCUCCGGCAGCAAGCCCUCUGGCGCUCCCGCUGGAUCCUCCAACUCGACUGCUCCCAUCGACAAGCCCGGUGCUGGCGGUUCCAGCGGUUCUGGUGCUGGCGGUGACAAGUCCGACUGCGGUGGCUGCGAGGGAACCCUCACCAUCACCAUGACCGGCACUCCUCCUCCCUCUGCCCCUGCCACCUCUUCUGCCCCCGUCGCCACCUCAAGCACUCUCCCUCCUUACCCCAUCAUCAAGACCGAUAGCCGCACUCCUCCCAGCGUUGCUGCUCCUACUGCGCCCGCCUCCACCGGCAGUGUCGUUAAGCCCACUGGUGCGCCCGGAAACUCCUCAACCCCUGCUUUGAACGUCAACGGCGCUUCUGGCAACGCGGUUGCAUCAACCUUCAUGGCUCUCGUCGGCGCUGUUGCCAUGUUCGCUUUGUAAGCGUUCUAAUCGACAACGGAGUAGCAGAUGGACAUGACGGGAAGAUGACCAUGUUCAAUUUCAAUGGAUCUGACAUAUAUUAAGGGAUAUUCAUGGUUUCGAUGGUUUGAAUGUUUAAUCAUUUAUGGUAAAUGCGCGAAUGGGGCAUAGCGAUGGAGACAAACAAAGACUUAACUUCCCUUUCCUCUUUCGGGCCUGAAUGUGAAAUCGUGUCUCUAUGUGUAUAGAUUCUCUUUUCUCGUUCAUCCUCGCUCUUUUCGGGGGGUUCGUCUUUCCAUGUCCGGCUGCGUGGGUCGUGUUUCCCUCUUCUUUUUUUCUUUUUUUGUAGAUACUAUAUACCACAUUCUCGUUUCUUGCAUUUUCUGCGCGCUUUGCAUUCUGCAUCUUCUUUACGUUGUAUAGAUCGAUAUGUGGGAGGAGAUAGAUGAACGAAAUAAGAGUACAUGAUAACUUUCCAUUACUACUACAUGAUAUUUGAAUUCGGGACGUGUCUGC